Messenger RNA from Rhodofomes roseus, 1082 nucleotides. RefSeq lists its product as uncharacterized. The transcript has 2 exons. Gene Ontology annotation, cellular component: cyclin-dependent protein kinase holoenzyme complex; nucleus. The record is from RefSeq and is a predicted model, not a curated record. Gene Ontology annotation, biological process: regulation of cyclin-dependent protein serine/threonine kinase activity. Bases 194 to 892 code for a protein of 232 amino acids. NCBI's taxonomy places the organism in Eukaryota, Fungi, Basidiomycota, Agaricomycetes, Polyporales, Fomitopsidaceae. Gene Ontology annotation, molecular function: cyclin-dependent protein serine/threonine kinase regulator activity; protein kinase binding.
CGUCCCAAUGCAGUACGGUUCGGUCUGGACCUACUACGAAGUCUUGCCAAGAGGUGCUUGUCGAUACCGAUUCUGGGAGUUCAUCGCAGGAGAGCCUUCAGGAACAUGGCGUUCACAUCUCCGCUAAUGGCGAGCGGAAGAAGACACUAGGGUUCUCGGGAGCCUUGGGGCUAAUUUUCUUCUUACCCAUUGCAUGCCUGGCUACGGUUCCGCAGACCAGCCUGGAUUCUCUCCGGCGGGUGCGACCGGCCAGCAGCCACAGGGUCAAGCUGCUGCGAACGCCAACUCAAGCGCAACAAGUUCAUCAGGCCCUGCUACAGCGUCUUCAAGCUCGCUAGCCGAGAGGCGUUUUUCUGUCUUGCAAAUCUUCAUUUCUAACCUCCUGCAUCGCACAAAGUUGCACGAAUCUAUUGCUUUCGGGGCCCUGCUACUCAUACAUCGGCUCCGAAGCAAGUUUACGGACAAGGCCCGGGCCUUGGGUUUGAAUGCUGUUCCAUAUUGGAUGGCCACCGCGCACUAUAUAUAUCUGACAGCAUUCUUGGUCGCGAGUAAAAUCCUCUGCGACAAGUGGUACAACAGUUCCAGCUUGGUCAGGGCCGUCAACCCGACGAGGAGAGAGUGGCUCACGGUCGGAAACCUGCUUCGGGCAGAGGUCGAAUUCUGCACCAUGAUGGACUGGUCACUCUACAUCGACCCCGGGCAAUUGGCGACGUUCACACAGCGCGUGAAGGCCGAUUACUCUGGUGCAAGACCUUAUCCGUUGUAUUCCCCGUCGAUGUCGGAGUGCAGGAUUCCCUCGCCGGCGACAGGAGUCGAUCUGCCCUAUGGAGCGAACUCUCUACGGGGAUCAGUCGCGUCCGGGCCGCCAUCCACAGGCAUGCCAACAUCGUAAGGACGUCGAGACUCUUGAAGUCGACCGGGUGGGAUGGCGCUCUUCCGUCGCCUGGGGCAUUCGGACUCGGCUACUCCAGGAGACAGACUUUUCACAUCGGACGAUGAAGACGUCAAGGUGUAGCAGCUUCGUUGAUCUUUCAUCCAUCGCCGUUCAACCACACAUCGACUCAUUUCCGUGCACUCGUUAU